Durusdinium trenchii is the source of this 765-nucleotide messenger RNA. The record is from the annotation of a GenBank genome assembly. NCBI's taxonomy places the organism in Eukaryota, Dinophyceae, Suessiales, Symbiodiniaceae.
AUGCUGACUGAUGAUCUUAUGCUGAAGCAGGAUUGCAAGAUCGGAGAUUCAGAGAAUGUUCCAAAAGGAAAGUGUUUGGUUUGGAGCCAGGGGAUAGUGAUGGAGAAAUUCAAGACUUUCAAGACUCCCUCUCCGGAUUUGGCCAAAAUUCGGAGGGAACUCACUAGAUUGUAUGAGGGCAAGGACGUGCGCUUGCUCUUCAGUGGCUUGGACUUCGACCGGCAACAUGACGAAUCUCAGAAGGCCUUGGAUAGUCUCCAGAAGUACAUUGUCAUGGCGAAGACUGCAGGAGAAGCUUUUCCUAGCAUCAAACAAAUCCUGGAUGACUUGUCGGAUGUCUUGCACAAAAGCCAGCUCUUCAAGAAAGAUCAGGAAGCCAAGCGGAAAGUCAUCCUGAAAGAGAAGGAACUUCAGGCGACCAUGAAAGUGGCUGAGCGCCGUUUGCAGCAAGUGGAGAAAGAAAAGGAAGACAUUGAAGCCAAGAACCGCAAACUGCACGAAGAGAAGGGCAAGCUGGAAGCGGAUACAAAGGCUGUCCGCGAUGAGCUGGCCAAAGUGAUGCAUGAUGUUGCUGCGGAACAGAGCACUCUAAAGCGUCGGGUGCAGGAGCUUGAAGUUGAGAAGAAGGAGUUGAAGGACGCCUUACGCACGGUGGAGGGCUUCCUCAAGGACAAGCGAAGUGUUUCUUCGAGUCCAGGCGGUGCAGGAGAAGAUGCUGCGAAGCUGGAAAAGUUGAUCCAGCUCGUUGAGAGAAGCGUGAAAUGA